Messenger RNA from Hemibagrus wyckioides, 5386 nucleotides. RefSeq names its product pre-B-cell leukemia homeobox 1a (gene pbx1a). Gene Ontology annotation, molecular function: RNA polymerase II cis-regulatory region sequence-specific DNA binding; DNA-binding transcription factor activity, RNA polymerase II-specific. The transcript is spliced from 9 exons. The record is from RefSeq and is a predicted model, not a curated record. The coding region runs from base 614 to 1903 and encodes 429 amino acids. Gene Ontology annotation, cellular component: nucleus. NCBI's taxonomy places the organism in Eukaryota, Metazoa, Chordata, Actinopteri, Siluriformes, Bagridae. Gene Ontology annotation, biological process: embryonic organ development; regulation of transcription by RNA polymerase II; brain development.
CAUGUGUCACUUCUGAAACAAAAGCAGUGCGCGCGGCACUUUAUUACACCCCCCCCGCGCCGUAAUCUCGGCUCGCGCGCAGAAGCUGAGCUCCAGCUGAAUAAGACACGGGACUUGACGCUCCGCCGAACCGCCGUGAAACCGCGGGAUUAUCCUCCUCAUCCUCCUCCUCCUCCUCUGUCUUCUCCACCACUGCCUCCUCCUUCUCCACCGCCUGGCUUUUAAACUUGUUUCUUGUUUCUCUCCGGGUUCGGAGCAGGAGUGGCCUGCGACUAAAAGCGGUGGCUUUUUUCCUCUCACAACGGAUCGCGUUUCGUUUUCCUGUCAGGAGAGAACCCGAGCCAAACAACUGUCCUCGAGCGCACGUUUUUUCCCGCCUCUUUUUCUUUUCUCGGGGAACGGUGAAAGAAACAGUUAUAGAGAGAGAGAAAGAGAGAGAGAGAGAGAGAGAGAGAGACGGGGGGAAGAGACAGAUAGAGAGAGCAAGAGAGAGAGAAAGAUUUCCGAACUGAGGAAGAAAUAAAAAUAAAAAAAAGUGUGCACGAGAGUGCGCGCGAGAUAGAGAGAGGGAGAGAGUGCGCGCGCGCGCGGGUGAGAGAGAGAGAUAGAGGGGAUGGAGGAGCAGCCGCGGUUGAUGCACCCUCACGGGGUGGGCUUGGCUGGACACCCGGGCCUCACGCACCGUCCCCCGGACGUCACCUCGGGAAACGACGGAGACUCGCGGAAACAGGACAUCGGAGACAUUUUACAACAAAUUAUGACCAUAACGGACCAGAGUCUGGAUGAAGCUCAAGCCAGGAAACACGCUCUGAACUGUCACCGCAUGAAACCUGCGCUCUUCAACGUGCUGUGUGAAAUUAAAGAGAAAACAGUGUUGAGUAUUCGCGGCGCACAGGACGAGGAGCCUCCCGAUCCUCAGCUCAUGCGACUGGACAACAUGCUCUUAGCGGAGGGCGUUUCCGGACCCGAGAAAGGAGGCGGGGCAUCGGCGGUUGCCGCAGCCGCCGCGGCCGCAGUGGGAGGCACCGGAAACGACAACUCGGUGGAGCAUUCGGAUUACAGAGCCAAGCUGUCUCAGAUACGACAGAUCUACCACACGGAGCUGGAGAAAUACGAACAGGCAUGUAACGAGUUUACGACCCACGUGAUGAACCUGUUGAGAGAACAGUCUCGCACACGUCCCAUCUCACCCAAAGAGAUCGAGCGCAUGGUCAGCAUCAUCCACCGCAAAUUCAGCUCCAUACAGAUGCAGCUCAAACAGAGCACGUGCGAAGCCGUCAUGAUCCUGCGCUCACGCUUCCUCGAUGCCAGACGAAAGCGGCGGAACUUUAACAAACAGGCCACAGAGAUCCUGAACGAGUAUUUUUACUCGCACCUCAGUAACCCGUAUCCCAGCGAGGAAGCGAAAGAGGAACUGGCCAAGAAAUGCUCCAUCACCGUCUCCCAGGUGUCCAACUGGUUCGGGAACAAGAGGAUCAGAUACAAGAAGAACAUCGGGAAAUUCCAGGAGGAAGCUAACAUGUAUGCCGCCAGAACAGCCGUGAACGCAGCUAGCGCCUCUGCUCAGGGCAGCCAGGCCAACUCACCGUCCACUCCCAACUCCGCCGGUUCUGCUGCGUCUUUUAACAUGUCUCACUCCGGCGAUUUGUUCAUGAGCGUUCAGUCUCUGAACGGGGACUCGUACCCGGCGCCGCAGGUGGGCGCUAACAUACAGUCACAGGUGGAUACACUUCGCCAUGUUAUCAGUCAGGCAGGAGGAUACACUGACGCUCUUGCUGCCACUCAGCUCUACAGUCCACAGGGCAUCAGCGCCAACGGAGUUUGGCAGGACGCACCGACUCCAUCGUCCGUAACUUCACCUACAGAAGGACCAGGAAGUGUCCAGUCUGACACGUCUAACUAAAACACUCACACACACUCACACACUCACACACACGACACAACACACCAGUCUCUACACACCAUCACACCAUCUCUCUCUCUCUCUUUCUCUACUGCAGAACAUUUGGAAUAAAAAAAGGAAACAAAAAAAAAGAAGAAAGAAAGAAAAAUAGUUCGAAUGUUUUUCACUCGUCUCUGAGAGUCCAGUUGGAUAAUUCAGUGACCGAUCACGAUUGCAGACCCCUAUUGUUCACUUUUAUUUCUUUAUUCUACCUCUGAGAGAAAAAAAACAAUUCAUAUGUAAUGAAAGAGCAAUCUUUAGUUUCUGAUGAGGAACUCAUCUCUCUCUCUCUCUGUCUCUCUCUCUCUCUCUGUUGUGUUUUGAGUGGAAAUGUUUUUAUUUAUCGGUACGUUGCGUCUCUCUGUUUCACCUUUCAUCUCGCUCUGUGAAGUAAACAGAUCCCUCACUUUUUUCCUAAAUACCACUUGUGUACUUUAUACAGAAUGGACACGAGUUUAUAUUUUAUGCCCCUGAGAAAAACGAUCAAAUUUAACCUCUUUAAUCGCUCGUUCUUUAAAACCGCGUCAGAAGAAAAGUCCUGCGUGUUUGUCGGCAGAGAUCUACGUUUUUUUAUCCGCUGCUAACUGACUCAGAAAUGAAGUUUAAUGAUUCUCCGAGCCCGAGCUGCGACUGGAAUAAAAGUUCAUGAAUAUUUAAUGAGUGCGAGCGGUGUCAUCCAAUCACAGAGCGUCGUGUCCGAACCUCAUGUAUAAUGAAUCACGCUUAUUAAUGAGGAGAGUACGGAAGACAUUUAUUUUCCUUUCUUUCUUUUUUUCACUGCAGGAGACGUUAAAAAAAUCACCUAAGGUCAUGUAGCUACUCGAGUGAAACGGCGACCAAGAUCUGAAAUAAAAUUCUCUAAAAUAAAAAGAGAAUUCUGCUUUAGCUGGAUGUGGGAAAGGGGUUGCUAUAGUAACUGAGAUUUAAAAAAUUCAACUUGUGCAGAAUUAGCCAUGCUGAUGGACUUAGCUCGCUACGUAACGUAAUGAAAACUUGGCACAUAUGAAGAACGAGGGUCAGGAGGUAAAACUCCACACCUCACGUGAUGGAACAGUCCUCUCGGUUUGCCAGUUUGCUCUCGGCUCUGAGAUCAGACAAAGGCACGUUUCUGAUCAGAAAUUCGUUUUCAUUCAAAAUGAUUUUAAACAGAAAACGGAUGGAGAAUCGCUGCAGGAUUUUCACGUGGUGCAGUUUCUCUUGUUUUAAAUAGAAACGUUGUAAAAACGUUGCCGAAGCGUUAGCAGCCGAUCCCACUGGACAGCCACAGAGUCACUGGACGCUCCUCAUCCUCAGAUCACAGGAUUAUAUCUGAUCCGGUCAGUCGUUUUUCUUUCGCUAGGAAUAAAUUCAUAUAAAAACAACAACACAAACACCACAAACAACAACACAAACACAAUGUCACUGAUUUUAUUUGCACUCAUUUCCUUUCAGACCUUUUUUUUGUUAUUGUUUUUCUUUUAAAUAAUUAUGUCUCCUGUAGCAGAAGUAUUGCUGCGUUAUUGUGUGUGUGUGUGUGUGUGUGUGUGUGUGUGUUUACCUCUCUGACCUGUUUCUCAGUGUAACUGAAUGAAAUGUUUCCUUCUUUGUUUCAUCUCUUUGUGUUUGUUUGCACAAAAAUCCCUGAUCUCUGUACAUCAUGCAAAAAAUUUUUAUUAAUCACUUGAUUUUUUUUUCUUUUUUCUCCACGUUGGUGAACACUCGCGCCCAAGUUCCAGCGCCGUUUAAUUUUAGCGUUUUUCUUGUUUUCCGUUAGCGUACCAUGCGUACUGCUACUCUAACUAACGAUUCUGUAUCAUAUAAACUUCUCAUGCUAACUUGUAACAAGUUAAUUCCAGCUACUCGUCUAACAUUCCCACGUUUUUCGCUGCUCAGCAUGCUACAUGCUAGCGCUGGAUGCUACGUCAGUGUUAGCGUGGUCAGGAUAUAAACGUUCGAACGUUGUUGUUAGGAUUAUUUGUGUAAAUGCGUGACACUUUCUAGCGAUCUGGCGUGUUUCUGGUGUGUUAGAACUCCAAAUUCCACUCAGAAUUUUCGAUAAAUGAAUUUCAGAAAAACUUCUGAAAAGAAAAAAAAAGCUGAGGUCAUGAAGGUGAAAGGAGAAGCUGACAGGAAUCUCAGCGUCCGGGUCUCAGCUCUGUUCCUCUUUCUGUCCGAAUUAAACCCCUCACCUGGACGAGACGAUUCACCGAAGGGGAAAGGACACAAGAGCAGAGCCAAUAGAAAAGAAGUAGGCGGGGCUUGGUGCUGUUUGAUCUGAUCGGACACAAACCUUUAGCCUUUUUUUAAACAGCUGCUUGACGCAUAAGCGGGGGUGGUGGGGGGUGGAGUCAGCAUCACAUCCACAUGGAGUCUAACAGAAACAGCUACAGGACAGAGAUCUGAUUCUCCGUAUCGGAUUAGACAGAAAACAUCGGAUCAGAUCCUGCAGAAGUCUUUUGUUUAGGAUUAAGAGAAGAAUUUUAUUAAUGUUAUUAUUAUUUAUCGUAGAAUGAUUUACAAGUUCUGUGUCUCCUAAAGAGUGUGAAGCAUUUAUUAUAAAUAAUUCUAACAUAAACUUGUGUGUGUGUGUGUUGUUUUAUCCUGACUCGCCCUCAGCUAAUGUCGCGUCUCUGCCUAAUUGGCGUAAACAUUAUCAGGGGAAAAAAAAACCCCGAAUAGUUAGAAGACGUAUGGGCAUCGGUGACGACUCGGGUAACGAAGUUUGUCUUCUGUACAUUGGAUCAGAAUCCAGUUAAAGGGGAAGUCAUUACGUUAAUGCGGUUAGGACUUUAAGUGUAAGUGAUGGUUUUGCAGGUAAAACUCGGUUAAAGAGGACUUUUUGACCUCCAUGAACUCGGGGAAAGUAAAAAUUCAAUUUGUUACGGAAUUCCUGACGUGUUUGCGUAUCCGUGUGUAAACCGUGUCACGAUGUCAUUAACAAGCCAGCGCAUUCGGGCGGCGCCUCAACACGGCUGCCCCGACUCGACUUUUUUAAAAGAACGUAGUCCGCGUUUAUCGCAGCGUAAAUUAAAAUAACGUUUAAUAAAAGGAUUAAUAUAAAUGUGUCACAUUUCCGGUUCUGCUUUUAUUUUAGUUUUGAAUGUUUUAUUCAUUUGGUAUCGUGACCCAUGAUCGAGUGUUAAACAAAACAUCAACUCUGCCAAUUUUUCUGGCUAUUUUAAUAAUAAUUCCAGCUUCAUUUCUAAACUAAUCUACAUGCGUAGGUGUUCUGAAGACGUCGGGGUCUCUGGCGGUUCCUCUUACUAAGUGGUGUAUAUUUUCUGCUGAAACAGAUCCCACUCUUCACCUCCUCACUGAACUUCUCAUCCACGAACCCUGAAAAAGCUCCAUUCCUUUCUUUUCUUUUGUCUGUUUUUUGUUCUUUUGUUUUUUAAUCACAGAAAUGUUUCACACAUCUGUCUAAAAAAACUGUUCAUCUUCAAUAAAUGUCGUAUUAAUCACAGA